This is a messenger RNA of Cooperia oncophora, 435 nucleotides long. The record is from the annotation of a GenBank genome assembly. NCBI's taxonomy places the organism in Eukaryota, Metazoa, Nematoda, Chromadorea, Rhabditida, Trichostrongylidae.
AUGGCGAUGACCUGCGAGAACUGCGGUCUCAAAACAAACGAAGUGAAGAGCGGAGGAGCUAUCAAGGAUCACGGCUGUCGGUUAUCCUUAACAAUCAAAGAGGUCGGACCAGGCGCCCUGUGUAGUCGCUUUACAACCGUCGAAGGUCUUCUCACGGCUACUCGGGAGCAGUUGUCUUCUCAGUCGUCGUUUUUCAUGGGUGACAGCGCUUCCAGUGGCGAAAGAAGUCAGAUUGAGCAGUUCCUUGACCAGUUUGACGACAUUCUCAGUUUGAAAAAGGGUAUCACUGUGGUGCUUGACGAUCCAGCGGGCAAUAGUUAUAUUCAGAGUUUGACUGCUCCAAUGGAAGAUCCGCGCUUACACAAGGAGUUUUAUCAGCGAACAUUCGAGCAAAAUGACGAGUUGGGUCUGAAUGAUAUGAAGGUGGUUUUCUGA